Molecule: messenger RNA, 2822 nt
Organism: Lytechinus variegatus (green sea urchin)
Lineage: Eukaryota; Metazoa; Echinodermata; Echinoidea; Temnopleuroida; Toxopneustidae
Exons: 2
Coding region: 411-2810 (799 amino acids)
Source: RefSeq, a predicted model, not a curated record
AAUCUAACAUCACAGAACGGUAGUCCAACCUCUAGACUCCAGAGAGAAACGUGGAAGGUGAAUUCUCCGUAGUGUAUGAAGUAUGAACCUGUGAGUCUUUUAUCUCCAAGUUUUACACAUUAUGUGUCGUAUUUAAAGACAACAAGAUAUGUAACAUUUACAAGUUUCGUCACCAUCUAAUUUCGAGCGACAUUACAAUGUGUUUCAGAGUUUUAAUGAAUUUCAAAGACACCUAAUGAGGAGAUCAGUUGCAGUUUGUUUGCGAGGAACAGUCAACCUGAUUUGCUUUGGAUUUUACGGGUCUUUAACCUCUGCCUUUCGAACGCUUUCAUCCGAUGGAACUCCGUGAAAACUGAAAACUGCUCUUUCCGUCUUAUUUAUGUGUAUAGAUCGGCUCAAAGAUUCCAGUCAUGAUGCCCGAAAUUCAGAUGUCUUUGAUUUCCCUUCUCUUCAUUUCCGUCUGGGUAUGCACUGUAUCUUCAAUAACAAUCUUAGAGGGUCCAACGAACACUGCAAGUGACCUAGGUACCUAUGCUAGACUAACAUGUCGAGUAGCAGAUCAAGGAAGCGAGCCCGUCCGAUGGUUUCGGAUUGACAACAAAAGCAUCAUCAGUACCGACAGCAAGAUCAUCAAGCGUGCCCUUCGGAGAAGACUGAGGAUCGAAGGCAACACGUUAUUAGGAGAGUACCAUCUUGUCUUUCGACAGGUGACUCGCAGCGAUAAUGGUACAUAUGCCUGUGGUGUGUAUUCAACUGAAACCAGGCAAACGAUCAUGUCUCCUCCGGUGUCUUUGAUAGUCGUUGAGCAACCAACGUGUAGCCUAUCGUCUUCAGAGUCACUUGCACCAGGAGUGACUGUCACCCUUUCCUGUGCUUCCCAUAAUCCGGGCCUUGAUGUGAGCUUGUCGUGGCACAGACCUGCAGAACCUGAACAAGUAAUCUUCGGGUCUACAAACGUCAAUCAAACAGGCAAUACUCGAUACAGUCAACUAAACAUCACACUUAGACCAACUGACUUCGGAGAAAGUUAUAUGUGCAAAGAGGCAUCAUUGAUAGAACCUACCUUCAGCAAGGCGUGUACCAUUACCCCUCUCGAGACAAAUGUUCCUGUGAUUCUUUUUCCAAAGCAGAUGCAAGCAGUGCAGGGUCAGGAUGUUUCAUUCAGAUGCAUCAUAGCUAGUAAGAACCCUCUUACCUACGAAUGGUAUAUCAAUGGGUUGAGAGAUUACAAUGCCAGAAAGGACAAGUAUCUCUUUUCCCCCGUCACUUUGGAUCACAACAAUACAAGAGUGGAAUGUAGAACCCGUGAUGAGAUCGCACAAAUGACCGGAAACGCCAGUUCCAUUCUGUACGUUUACCCUAAGAAUAUUCCAUCUGUGACCACAGAAGCGGUUGUUGAAAGAUCGCAAGAUUCAUCCAGUGUGACACUGGAUACCCACUUUAUUGGCGUUCCACGAGGCAAGACGACGCAAUCUACCGCAGAUAAAGUGACAAGCGAUUCACAAGCAGCCACAUCGCCUGAAAUACAAGAUACUGCAAAACCUGUGACGAAGGAACCCUCGGUGAAUACAACUGUCAAUAAUGCAAUUCUAAGAUCUCCAAUACCCCCAUCCAAUGUUGCUCGUGAUGACCUUCCAUCUGGCCUUGGAAGCACUAGUGAGAACAAGUGGUCAAAUAUGAUGGUUCCCGUAAUAGCCAUUGGAUCGGUCAUCGCAGUCCUCCUUGUGUGCGUCAUCGUUGUUCUCUUGCUCUUUCUUGUUCGUCAAAAUCGUGUCGCCCAUGGCAGUACGGCCGACAAAGACGACUCUCGUAAAAGUGACAUUCACAUGGAUGAACUUCGACAUCCUGAUGUGUCACCUGCCAACAGAACGUUGAAUAGCGAGAGUACCGAGAUGGAAUGCGACGAUGCGGAAUGUUUAGGACCAAAGUAUUUUACAUUGGAACCGGGGAAACGAAAAGUACGUCGUCUUGAACGCACAUGUAGUCACAUGAUCAUGAACGACUCUGCGUCAGAGUACAACGUUCUGCGCAGGGAUGCAAGCCUGAGGACACCAGCAGGAGUUCAAAUGAAUGACUAUGUGCGGCCGGAUUCGCAAAUCUCCACAGGUGAUGGAGACAUGAGUACAGUCGCAGCUUAUGCCAUAACAGAUGUAACCCUAGGAGGCGGAACGUCAUCUUUGCGAAGGAGCAAGAGCUGCUUAAGACCUUUACCCGCUGCGCCUAUCGAGGCAAUUAUGAACAGAAGUCAUUACAACAUUCCCAGAGACGCGUUCGCGAAGGGGUCUAGCGCAACUGAAAGUAGUGGGGACAGUGUGACAAUGUCAGUUGUACGACGUGUCAUGUCGGAUACGAUACCUGGUGCGUACAGGAGAUCUCAAGUAGCUACAGCCUUCUCACCCGCAGGUGAUGAAUACGCCGAGAUUGAUACUCCACCAAGAGCUUCUUCACCCAUUAACUUCUUCACCCAUUCUCGCCCGAACUCACCGGACACCUUGCAGGAGAAUGGCCUCCAAUCUGUCAAAGACUUUGCCCUGUCUCUAGCCAGUAGUUACGAGAGUGGUUACGAUGCCGCAAGCAGUGAUGAUGUCAUGGAUUGCGACAUGUCAUCACCGUACGCGACCAUAGACGUCCUUGAGCAGAAGGAUCAGUCAACGUUACCAGAGCAAACUAUCGCGGAAUCAAAUUUGGGCAAGGAAGCUGAACCUAAAAAGAUGCCAGUUUAUGCCAAAAUUAAGAGAACACGCGGGACGCAGGUGGAAGAUAAAAAUAUUGAUGAUGACAAUGAUUUGUUAAGUGAGGUCGUUUGCUGAAACUAUAUAUAU